CCAUGCAUCCAUGUUCCCACCCAUCCACCUAUGCAUCCAUCCAUCCAUGCACCUCUCCAUCCAUGCACUUCUCCAUCCAUCCAUCCACCUAUGCAUCCAUCAUGCAUCCAUCCAUCCAUCCACCUAUGUAUUCAUCCAUCCAUCUAUCCAUCCAUCCAUCCAUCCACCUAUGCAUCCAUCCAUCCAUCUGUCUCUCCAUCCUCCACCCCUCCAUCUAUCCACCCAUCCACCCACCCAUCCACCUAUGCAUCCAUCCGUCCAUCCAUCUAUCUAUCCAUCCAUUCAUCCACUCACCCACCCACGUAUCCAUCCAUCCACCCAACUGUGCAUUCAUCCAUCCUCCACCUAUGCAUCCAUCCAUUCAUCCACCUAUGCAGCCAUCCACCCAUCCACUUAUGCAUCCAGCCAUCUAUCCAUUCAUCCACCCACCAUUCAACCUAUGCAUCCAUCCAUCCAUGCAUCUAUGUAUCCAUCCAUCCACCUAUCCGUCCAUCCAUACACCUAAUCAUCCAUCCAUCCAUCCACCUAUGCAUCCAUCCUUCCAUCUACCCACCCACCCAUCCACCUAUGCAUGCAUCCAUCCAUCCAUCCAUCCACCCACCCACCCUUCCACCUAUGCAUGCAUGCAUGCAUGCAUGCAUGCAUCCAUCCAUCAACCUAUCCAUCCAUCCAUCCAUUCAUCCAUCCACCUAUGCAGGCAUGCAUCCAUCCAUCCAUCCACCCACCCGUCCACCUAUGCAUCCAUCCAUCCAUCCAUCCAUCCAUCCACCUAUGCAUCCAUCCAUCCAUCCA
Eubalaena glacialis (North Atlantic right whale) is the source of this 792-nucleotide messenger RNA. RefSeq names its product guanine nucleotide exchange factor subunit RIC1-like. The transcript is spliced from 2 exons. The annotation marks the transcript as partial. The record is from RefSeq and is a predicted model, not a curated record. Lineage: Eukaryota; Metazoa; Chordata; Mammalia; Artiodactyla; Balaenidae.